AUGUCUCAAGAGCAGUCUGUGUGGCGUCUGAGUGAGCUUGGCAAGGGUCCGACCGCGCUGCAGAGGCAUCGUGAGCCAGUCGCGAGCCCAGGCCCUGGCCAAUACCUCGUUCGCAUCCAUUCUGUUUCCCUAAACUAUCGCGACGUCGCUAUUGCCAAUGGGACAUACGGCCUGCCCGGUAUUGAGGCGGGCAUUGUACUCUGCGCUGAUAUGGCUGGCGAGAUUGUCUCAGCGGGGGAGCGCACCUCCAAGUUCCGCUCUGGUGACAAGGUCACGUCUCUCUUCGAUCAGCAGCACAUCUAUGGGCCAUCGAGUACCGGCCGCUCAGAGAUCCUCGGUGGCCCUCUCGACGGAACUCUGCAAGAGUACCGCGUUUUCGAUGAGAUCGCGCUCCUCCUCGCACCGGACUACUUGACCCACGACGAGCUUUCCACGUUCCCCAUCGCAGCUGUGACAGCAUGGAACGCGCUAUACGGAGGCAAGGCCCUCAUUCCUGGUCAGACAGUCCUUCUUCAGGGUACCGGUGGAGUGUCGAUGUUCGGGCUUCUCAUUGCCAAGGCCGCUGGUGCACGGACAAUCAUCACGUCUUCCUCCGAUGAAAAGCUCGAGCUUGCGACAAAGAUGGGAGCGACGCAUACCAUCAACUACAAGCGCACACCGGACUGGGAUGCGGAAGUUCAAAAGCUCACGAAAGGGGUUGGCGCACACCACAUCAUCGACAACGUAGGCAUAAACGAGAUCGAGAAGUGUUUCAACAGUGUGGCAGCGGGUGGCGUUAUCAGCAGCAUCGGCUUUUUGGGAGGUCAACCGAAGGCCACGCCGAACAUCCCUAUGCUCGCCCUGUUCAGACAGGCUUCCUUGCGAGGUAUUGUCGUGGGCUCGAAGCAGCAGUUCGAAGAGCUGUUACGGUUCGCUGACUUCAACCAAAUUCACCCUCACAUCGAUCGCGUAUUCCCGUUUGGACAGGCCGUGGAGGCUCUUCAGUACCUCGAGAGCGCACAGCAUUUCGGAAAGGUGGUCAUACAUGUAACAUCUCACUAG
Molecule: messenger RNA, 1041 nt
Organism: Peniophora sp. CBMAI 1063
Lineage: Eukaryota; Fungi; Basidiomycota; Agaricomycetes; Russulales; Peniophoraceae
Source: the annotation of a GenBank genome assembly